Hirundo rustica (Barn swallow) is the source of this 1952-nucleotide messenger RNA. RefSeq names its product LCK proto-oncogene, Src family tyrosine kinase (gene LCK). NCBI's taxonomy places the organism in Eukaryota, Metazoa, Chordata, Aves, Passeriformes, Hirundinidae. The coding region runs from base 17 to 1612 and encodes 531 amino acids. Gene Ontology annotation, biological process: cell surface receptor protein tyrosine kinase signaling pathway; T cell differentiation; protein phosphorylation. The record is from RefSeq and is a predicted model, not a curated record. Gene Ontology annotation, cellular component: extrinsic component of cytoplasmic side of plasma membrane. The transcript has 13 exons. Gene Ontology annotation, molecular function: ATP binding; signaling receptor binding; non-membrane spanning protein tyrosine kinase activity.
GAUAAAUUAGGAGGAAAUGAUGCUGGUGACGGAGAGCCAGGGAAUGGCCCCAGUUCAGCUGAGGAGCUGGGAUGGGCCAGCCACCAUGGGCUGCUGCUGCAGCUCGGACUACGACGAGGACUGGAUCGAGAACAUCGACAUCUGCGAGCACUGCAAUUACCCCAUCGAGCCCGACGGCAAGCGCCAGAGGCUGAUCCGCAACGGCUCCGAGGUUCGAGACCCCCUGGUGUCCUACGAGCCCUCGUCACCUCCCUGCUCCCCCAUGCAAGAGAAGCUGGUGGUGGCCCUGUACAACUACGAGCCCACGCACGACGGGGACCUGGGGCUGCGCAAGGGGGAGAAGCUGCGAGUGCUGGAAGAGGAAGGAGAGUGGUGGAAGGCGCAGUCGCUCACCACGGGCCAGGAGGGGCUGAUCCCCCACAACUUCGUGGCUUUGGUGAACAGCCUGGAGCCCGAGCCGUGGUUCUUCAAGAACAUCAGCCGCAAGGACGCCGAGCGGCAGCUCCUGGCCUCGGGAAACACCCACGGCUCCUUCCUCAUCCGGGAGAGCGAGACCUCCAAAGGCUCGUACUCGCUGUCCGUGCGGGACCUGGACGAGAGCCAGGGGGAGACGGUGAAGCACUACAAGAUCCGGAACCUGGACAACGGCGGCUUCUACAUCUCCCCCCGAGCGCCCUUCGGCAGCCUCAGGGAGCUGGUGCAGCACUACACACGCAGCUCCGACGGGCUCUGCUGCCGCCUGGGCAAGCCGUGCCAGACGCAGAAGCCGCAGAAGCCGUGGUGGCAGGACGAGUGGGAGGUGCCGCGGGAGUCGCUGAAGCUGGUGGAGAAGCUGGGAGCGGGGCAGUUCGGAGAGGUCUGGAUGGGCUUCUACAACGGGCACACCAAGGUGGCAGUGAAGAGCCUGAAGGCUGGCAGCAUGUCCCCCAGCGCCUUCCUGGCCGAGGCCAACCUGAUGAAGAAGCUGCAGCACCGGCGGCUGGUGCGGCUCUACGCCGUGGUCACCAAGGAGCCCAUCUACAUCAUCACCGAGUUCAUGGAGAAGGGCAGCCUGGUGGAUUUCCUCAAGACGUCGGAAGGGGUCAAGCUCAGCACCAACAAACUGCUGGACAUGGCAGCGCAGAUUGCCGAAGGCAUGGCCUUCAUCGAGGCCAAGAACUACAUCCACAGGGACCUGAGGGCCGCCAACAUCCUCGUCUCGGACACGCUGUGCUGCAAAAUCGCCGAUUUCGGGCUGGCGCGGCUCAUCGAGGACAACGAGUACACGGCUCGGGAGGGGGCGAAAUUCCCCAUUAAGUGGACGGCGCCCGAGGCCAUCAACUACGGGACGUUCACCAUCAAGUCGGACGUGUGGUCCUUCGGGAUCCUGCUCACCGAGAUCGUCACCUACGGCCGGAUCCCGUAUCCAGGGAUGACCAACCCCGAGGUGAUCCAGAACCUGGAGCGGGGUUACCGGAUGCCGCAGCCGGACAACUGCCCCGCGGAGCUGUACGAGCUGAUGAGGCAGUGCUGGAAGGAGAGCCCCGAGGAGCGCCCCACCUUCGAGUUCAUGAAGAGUGUGCUCGAGGAUUUCUUCACCGCCACCGAGGGCCAGUACCAGCAGCAGCCCUGAGGGCCGCGCUUUGGGGUGCUGGGGGUGCCCCACGUCCCCACAGACCGCACGGACAUCACCCUGGGCUGCGGGGGAACUCUGCCUCACGCUCGCAACGGGAGAUUUGAAGCGCUCAGCAGCUCCGGAGCGGCAGAUUUCACCCUUCAAGAGGGGAUGGACGGCCCAAAGCAGACCUCCAAAAGCUGGGGGACGGCACUGGGGGCUUCAGCGGGUGCCCACCCUGCUGAGCCAGGCUCCGGCCCCUCAGGAGCUGCCCAGGGCUCACCUCACCCCGCUCUGGCUGUGCCCCCUUCACCCCCCGGAGAUGGCAGCAGCGCUGCCCACUGCACCCCUCGGCCAG